Molecule: messenger RNA, 252 nt
Organism: Marasmius oreades (fairy-ring Marasmius)
Lineage: Eukaryota; Fungi; Basidiomycota; Agaricomycetes; Agaricales; Marasmiaceae
Exons: 2
Coding region: 1-252 (83 amino acids)
Source: RefSeq, a predicted model, not a curated record
AUGUCUGGCCUUGGUCCUACAAUGGUCAUUGCCCGGGUAGCAUAUGGCAAAUCUGUGGAAAGUGUUCAACACUCAAUAUCAACAUUCUGUAUUGCCAAUACCAAUGCCCAGGCUACUCAACAAGGGUCUACUGCUGGCAUGCAACAAAUGACUAUUAACUUCUCACUACAGACACAACCUGGCAUUGCUCUUGAUUAUUUACAGGCAAUGGAGGAGCCAUUAGCUAACCAAGCAGUAGUUGAGAAGGUUUAG